GCUGGACACGGGCGGACGAGUCCAGGAACAAGCGGCUGCCACCACCCACAUGGGCAUGGCGUCUCCAAAGAAGGGCGCGUGGGAACGUGGUGUGUAAAUAUAGCCAAUUUAGUCAUCUCACAAGGGUCUUGCUUGAGGCUUUAUAAACUCCUACAAGCCCCCCUAGGACAUAUCAGAGCAGAUUCCAACUGCGCAGUUCCAUACACUUCCACUGGAGCUCCAGUUCUCCCUUUCCAUUUUCAACUUCCCAUGCAGUUCAGCGCUUAGGCAUUAGUAAUUGCUUCAACAUAUAACUCGAGUGUCUUUGUUGACCAUGGUGAAUCAACUGCACCUCUAUCUCUUCGGAGAUUUGACAUAUGACAUUUCCACAAAGCUGCAACCACUCCUUCAUUCCGAGUCAUAUCCCCUUCUUCGUUCGUUUUUCGAUUGCGUUUGCGAUAAACUCAGGGCUGAGAUUGGCCGAUUGCCGGCCCAGGAUAAAGAAGUUUUCCCUCGUUUUUCUAGCAUUGCUGAGCUAUUGACAUGGCGUAGCAGCCACAGCAGGUCAAAUCCUGCAGUUGAGAAUGCAUUAACGUGCAUCUAUCAGUUGGGUGAAUUUAUUCAGUAAGUCCCUUGAGCUGGGAGCAUCUGCAUAAUCAAGCAAUGAAUAACCUUAAGGAUGAAUCCAUGCUAAUGAAUAUGCCUCUUUUCUAAUGCAGCCAACAUGAGGGUCUCGGACAGGAGUACUUCUCACCCCAAGAAACAUGCGUAACCGGUAUCUGUACUGGUGCCCUUUCUGCUGCAGCUGUUAGCUGUUGUAGGACUGCAUCUGAACUGGUCCCUAUUGCUGUACAAACGGCACUGGUUGCUUUUCGACUGGGGAUGUGCACGUUACGUGCUUCCAAGGCAAUUGACCCGUCGGAGGGAAACUGGUCGAUGGUUGUAUCUUGCGAUUCAACUGACAAAGUUGAAGAGCUUCUUUGCAAAUUCUCAGAGGAUAAUGUAAGAAUAACGUGUGCACUACUAUUGGGGAAACAAUGGCUAACACAUUCCGCAGAAUCUUCCCAUCACAUCAAUGCCAUGGAUUAGUGCAUACGGGGAAGAUAACUGGGUGUCGAUCAGUGCACCUGCAUCCAUUUUGCUAGCACUUCGCUCCUCUGAGAUACUGUCAGGAAUGCGCUCGCGUGUGCUUGACAUCCACUCCCCUUAUCAUGCAAAGCAUAUAUUCUCAAAAAUCGACAUCGAUGCAAUCCUUGAGACAACCGAUUCUCAGGAGUGGGAGCGAUAUAGAGCCGUUCGGCCUAUGGUUUCGAGCACCACUGGAGAAUUAAUUGAGCUGGAGGGACUCCGAUCCCGCUUGGAGGCAGCAGUCACUCAAAUUUUGAUUGAGCCGAUCAGAUGGACAGAGCUCACUCACGGGCUGGCUGCAUUCAUGUCCUCAAUCAACGCAAUGAGGUUCCACGUUAUUUCUAUCGGUACCAAUGCAGAGGCCACAUUAACGGCAUCACUGAGCUCCAAGAUGCAAAUUGAUGAGUUUCAAAUCGGUAAUGGUGAGAGUGUGAAGCCGGACCAAAACGGUCGCGAGGCCCGUGGAAAUAUGGUUCGGGGUCGAUCCAAGAUCGCCAUCGUUGGCCUCUCUGGAAGAUAUCCAAGCGCAGAGAAUAACGAGGAAUUCUGGGAUCUCAUCUUCCGCGGACUAGACGUGCAUAAAACUGUGCCAGAUCUCCACUGGAGUGCUAAGACACAUGUUGACCCUACCGGCAAGAAAAAGAAUACCAGUGCUACCCCUUACGGCUGCUGGUUGGAACACCCCGAGGCAUUUGACGGACUCUUUUUCAAUAUGUCGCCCCGCGAGGCGCCCCAAGUCGACCCUGCUCAGCGUAUCGCCUUGAUGACCGCCUAUGAAGCAAUGGAACAAGCCGGAAUUGUCCCUGGCGCUACUCCAUCCACCCGCCACGACCGGGUGGGCGUCUUCUAUGGAGUCACAAGCAACGACUGGAUGGAAACUAACAGUGCCCAAAACAUCGACACCUACUUCAUUCCUGGUGGUAACAGAGCGUUCAUCCCAGGCAGGAUCAAUUAUUUCUUCAAAUUCAGCGGUCCCAGCUACAGUGUUGACACUGCGUGCUCUUCUAGUUUGGCAUCUCUUCAUAUCGCGUGCAAUUCUUUGUGGCAGCGUGAUAUUGAUACUGCCAUCGCGGGUGGAACAAAUAUCUUGACCAACCCUGACUUUACUGCUGGUCUGGAUCGUGGCCACUUCCUCUCACGCACUGGUAACUGUAAGACGUUUGAUGACGAUGCCGAUGGGUAUUGCCGUGGAGAAGGUGUUGGCACCGUUAUCCUGAAGCGUUUGGAAGAUGCUAUUGCCGACAAGGACCCUAUCCAUGGUCUCAUCUUGGGAACUUACACAAACCAUUCUGCAGAGGCAGAGUCAAUCACCCGUCCGCAUGUCGGAGCGCAGAGAGAUAUCAUGAGAAAUAUUCUUAGCAACAGUGGAGUUGAUCCAUACAGUGUGAGUUACGUUGAACUGCAUGGAACAGGUACUCAGGCAGGAGAUGCUAGAGAAAUGACCUCUGUCCUGGACACUUUCGCGCCUGCAGGCGCCCGUCGAUAUCGUCAGCCCGAAGAGUCCUUACAUCUAGGCUCAGUCAAAUCUAACAUUGGUCACGGAGAGGCUGCUGCUGGAGUCAGUGCUCUGAUCAAAGUUCUCUUAAUGUUGAGAAACAAUACCAUUCCUCCGCACUGUGGUAUCAAAAACAAAAUCAACUCCAGCUUCCCAACAGACCUUGAUGCCAGGAACGUGUACAUUGCAAAGAAGGCCGUCCCCUGGCCUUCAAAGGAGGGACAGCCACGCAGGGUAUUUAUAAACAACUUCAGCGCUGCAGGAGGAAACUCCGCCCUGGUCCUUGAAGAAAAACCCGUGGAGGCUGAGAUUCUGGGGACCGACCCUCGAGCUGCCCAUGUGGUAACGGUGUCAGCCAAAUCAGCAAUUUCUUUGAGUCGAAAUAUCCAGUCACUCGCAAAUUAUAUUGAGAAGCAUCAAGACGAGGCUCUUUUCCUUCCCCAGCUUUCCUAUACUACGACCGCACGUCGAAUUCACCAUCAACACCGAAUUGCUGUUACCGGUACAUCUGCUGCCGAUAUCAAGGCAGCUCUGGAAGCAGCUGCUGCGAAUGGUGAUGGCAAGCUCAGAGCAAGAGUCGCACCCAAAGUCACAUUCACAUAUACUGGACAGGGUGCUCAGUAUGUUGGUAUGGCAAAGCAGCUGUACACGCUAUUUGAUCAAUUUAAGAAAGAAAUCAACCGGUUCGACAGCCUUGCCCAGAAGCUAGGCUUCCCCAGCUUUAUUUCUGUGAUUGAGGACGAGUCAUGCCAGCAACAACAGAAUAUCUCUCCAGUCACUUUACAGCUCUCUAGUGUCUGUAUGCAAAUGGCUUUGUCUCGGCUGCUUAUUUCCUGGAAUAUCACUCCGGAUAAUGUCAUCGGCCACAGCCUCGGUGAAUAUGCUGCUCUCAAUACCGCCGGCGUUCUGUCUGACACAGACACCAUUUUCCUCGUUGGAAGGCGUGCCCAGUUGUUGGAGCAGCAUUGUACACUUGGAACACACAGCAUGCUUGUGGUUAAGGCUUCCUUAUCUGCCGUCCAGAGAGCACUCGAUGGCACGGAAUUUGAGGUUGCAUGUAUCAAUGCACCAGAGGAGACUGUCCUUGCCGGCCCCAACACACAAAUUGAAGCCCUCAAGGAGUCCUUGAACAACAAUGGCCUCAAGACAAAGAUCAUUUCGGUGCCUUUUGCAUACCAUUCUUCCCAAGUAGAUUCCAUAUUGAGCCAUUUCGAGACACUCGCUACAGGUGUCAAGUUCCGCAAGCCAAUGAUUUCGGUUAUAUCUCCAUUGCUCGCCGAGGUCAUUGUGGACGAGGGUAUCAUUUGCCCUAGCUAUCUAAGGAGACAUUGCCGUGAAACCGUCAAUUUCCUCGGAGCCCUUCAGCAUUUCAAAGAGACUGGAGUCGUGAAAGACAAGUCCUUUUUCGUUGAGGUAGGCCCUCACCCUAUCGUGACUGGUAUGGUUAAAGCACUCUUUGGAACCUCUGUCACUUCUAUGCCUACGCUUCAGCGUAGCCGUGAUGACCUGAAGGUUGUGACCGAAUUGCUUGUUUCCCUUUAUUCGGCCGGCGCCGACCUUCGCUGGAACGAGUACCACCGCGACUUUGAGGCCUCUCACAAAGUCCUGGAACUCCCUGCAUAUAACUGGGACUUGAAGAACUACUGGAUGCAGUACGUGAAUGACUGGUCUUUGCGAAAGGGUGACCCGCCAUUGAUCGUGGGUCCUUCGUCCUUGACAUCAACUACCAUUCACAAAGUAGUGGACGACAGUAUUGACAAAAUUGUUGUCGAGUCGGAUAUGGCACGCGAAGAUUUCAAUCCCUUGGUACAAGGCCACGAGGUCGAUGGCGUGCCUCUAUGCACACCAGUAAGUGCCGACAUGAAUUGAUAGUUUCCUAGCGAUAAUUUUGAUGCUGACCGUACUUCUAGUCCGUCUAUGCGGAUAUAGCCCUUUCCAUUGGCAAGUAUCUUCUGGAGAGAUACCAUCCAGAAAUCGAAACGAACCUGGUCGACGUGGCCAACAUGACUGUCUUGAAGGCAUUGAUUGCUCGGGCUCAGGGGCCCCAGCCUCUUCGUACCAUAGCAACUGUCGAUUGGUCUGCUAAGAAAGCUAGUGUUUCCUUCCGCUCUUACGACGUAAGUCAUCCCUACCAUGGGUUCUGGAAUGCCAGGGUCCCGUGCUGACCUUAAACCACUAGAAAUCUGGAGAGCCAACCGUGGAACAUGCCACCUGCGAGAUACACUUCACUGAUCGGUCUCGGCUCAAGCUGCUAGAGAGCUCUACUGCAACUGUCAAGGCUCGAAUGGGCGCUAUGCGCGAGACCCUUGGAAGCGGCGAAACCCAAAGGUUCAAUCGUGCAAUGGUGUAUAAGAUGAUCAGUCCUUUGGCACAGUUCCACCGAGACUAUCAACCACUCGAUGAAGUUAUCAUCGAUAGCAAUAGUCUUGAAGUCUUCAGUCAGGUCAACUUCAAAGGUGUCCAGGCUGCUGGUAACUUCUUCGCCCAUCCAGCUUAUAUUGACGGCCUCACACAGGCAGGAGGGUUUGUCAUGAACUGCAAUGACAGUAAUGAUUUGGCAGUGGAGGUGUUCGUUAACCAUGGCUGGGAGUCUCUCCAGCUGUAUGAGCCUCUUCAGAAGGAGAAGAAGUAUAAAACUUUCUGUCAUAUGUCUCCAGGAGACAACAGAAAGUUCCAUGGUGAUGUGGUGGUCUUUGAUGAGAGCGAGAAAAUCGUAGCCAGCUACAAGGGCAUUGUUGUAAGUUGCUCCCAUCAAACCGAAACUUGUGAGGCCAAUUAACUGACAGCUUGCAAACAGUUCCAAGGUGUUCCUCGUAGAGUGUUGCGUUUCUUCUUGAAGCCUGAAGCGCCA
This is a messenger RNA of Trichophyton rubrum CBS 118892, 5453 nucleotides long. RefSeq lists its product as uncharacterized. Bases 1055 to 4471 code for a protein of 1138 amino acids. NCBI's taxonomy places the organism in Eukaryota, Fungi, Ascomycota, Eurotiomycetes, Onygenales, Arthrodermataceae. The record is from RefSeq and is a predicted model, not a curated record. The transcript has a single exon. Gene Ontology annotation, biological process: secondary metabolite biosynthetic process; fatty acid biosynthetic process. Gene Ontology annotation, molecular function: 3-oxoacyl-[acyl-carrier-protein] synthase activity; fatty acid synthase activity.